This is a messenger RNA of Dovyalis caffra, 1383 nucleotides long. The record is from the annotation of a GenBank genome assembly. Lineage: Eukaryota; Viridiplantae; Streptophyta; Magnoliopsida; Malpighiales; Salicaceae.
AUGCAAUCACUAGCCACCUCCCUCGUAGUUUUAAAGGUUAACAGAUGUGAACCCGAAUUAAUCAAACCGGCCAAGCCCACCCCUCAUGAGUUCAAACUAUUAUCUGACAUUGAUGAUCAAGAAGGUCUCCGAUUCCAAUUUCCAGUCAUGCAAUUUUAUCGCAACAAUCCCUCUAUGGAAGGGAAGGACCCAGUUAAGGUCAUUAGAGAGGCACUUGCUAAAACACUAGUGUUUUACUAUCCAUUUGCUGGUAGGCUUAAGGAAGGGCCUAAUCGCAAGCUUAUGGUGGAGUGCACUGGUGAGGGUAUCUUGUUUAUUGAGGCUGAUGCCGAGGUUACACUUGAGCAGUUAGGCGAUGCACUUCCACCUCCAUCUUUUUGGUUGGAGGAGCUACUCUUUGAUGUCCCUGGUUCCAGUGGGAUGUUAGACUGCCCUUUAUUGCUUAUUCAGGUUACCAGGCUUGAGUGUGGUGGUUUCAUCUUCGCCCUCCGCUUCAACCACACGAUGAGCGAUGCCCAAGGCAUAGUCCAAUUCCUAACCACCUUGGGCGAAAUGGCGUCUGGGGUGUCUGCACCUUCCAUUCCACCUGUUUGGGAAAGACAUGUCUUCAAUGCACGUGACCCUCCACGGAUUACAUGCUCGCACCCAGAGUACGAUGAAGUUCCUGACACCAAGGGUACGAUGAUCCCACUUCAUGAAAUGGUCCACCGUUCAUUUUUCUUUGGACCUUCAGAAAUAUCUGCUAUUAGAAAAUUGGUUCCACCUGACCUAAGCCAUGGCUCUACUACUUUUGAAAUAUUAACUGCAUUUCUCUGGAAAUAUCGAACAAUUGCAGUCCAGCCAGAGGCAAGUGAAGAAAUGCGUUUAAUGUGCACUGUCAAUGCACGUGGAAAAUAUAACCUUGUAGAAUUACCAGCAGGGUACUAUGGUAACAGUUUUGUUGUACCGGCAGCAGUGGCAGCUGCUGGAGAGCUGUCUCGAAAUCCACUAGGUUAUGCCCUGGAAUUGGUAAGAAAGGCGAAGGAAAAUGUAACCGAGGAAUACAUUCGUUCGGUGGCAUCUUUGAUGGUGAUUAAGGGAAGGCCUCAAUUUACAGUGGUAAGGGCCUUGGUGGUAUCGGACUUAAGACGUGCAGGGUUCCAAGAGGUUGAUUUCGGGUGGGGAAAAGCUGUGUAUGCAGGGGUUGCUAGAGGUGGAGGUGGGGCCAUCCCUGGAGCGACAAGCUUUUACAACGCAUUUACAAAUAAGAAAGGAGAAAAUGGGGUUAUGAUCCCAUUUUGCUUGCCAGCUCCUGCGAUGGACAAAUUUGUCGAGGAGCUUGAUGGCAUGUUAAAGCGCAAGAAUGGGGAAACUAAAUCCCAACUUAUCAUAUCUUCCUUAUAA